Molecule: messenger RNA, 1266 nt
Organism: Acanthisitta chloris (rifleman)
Lineage: Eukaryota; Metazoa; Chordata; Aves; Passeriformes; Acanthisittidae
Gene: RBM17
Product: RNA binding motif protein 17
Exons: 11
Coding region: 20-1225 (401 amino acids)
Biological process (GO): alternative mRNA splicing, via spliceosome; mRNA cis splicing, via spliceosome
Cellular component (GO): precatalytic spliceosome
Molecular function (GO): RNA binding
Source: RefSeq, a predicted model, not a curated record
GUUUUAAACUGAAGAGAAAAUGUCACUUUACGAUGACCUGGGGGUUGAGACCAGCGAUUCCAAGACAGAAGGCUGGUCCAAGAACUUCAAGCUGCUGCAGUCUCAGCUGCAGGUGAAGAAAGCAGCUCUCACACAAGCAAAGAGUCAGAGAACAAAGCAAACCACAGUCCUGGCUCCAGUGAUCGACCUGAAGCGAGGCAGCUCUUCUGAUGAGAGGCAGAUCGUGGACACUCCACCCCAUGUAGCAGCUGGGUUAAAGGAUCCGGUCCCUAGUGGUUUUUCUGCAGGAGAUGUGUUGAUUCCUCUGGCAGAUGAGUAUGAUCCCAUGUUCCCAAAUGACUACGAGAAGGUGGUGAAGAGGCAGAGGGAGGAGCGGCAGAGGCAGCGCGAGCUGGAGAGGCAGAAGGAGAUUGAAGAGAGGGAAAAAAGGCGUAAGGACAGGCAUGAAGCCAGUGGGUUCUCCAGGAGGCCAGAUCCGGAUUCUGACGAAGAUGAAGACUAUGAAAGGGAGAGAAGGAAACGAAGUAUGGGGGGAGCUGCCAUUGCACCUCCCACUUCUCUCGUUGAGAAGGACAAAGAACCUGUAGCAUCGUUUCCAUACGAGGAGGAUUCAAGACCUCGAGCACCAUCUUCCAAAGCAGCUAUUCCUCCCCCAGUGUACGAUGAGCCCGAGAGACCUCGUUCCCCCACGGGGCCCAGCAACUCCUUCCUGGCUAACAUGGGAGGGACAGUAGCUCACAAAAUAAUGCAGAAGUAUGGCUUCAGAGAGGGCCAGGGGCUGGGGAAGCACGAGCAGGGGCUCAGCACAGCACUGUCAGUGGAGAAGACAAGCAAGAGAGGUGGCAAGAUCAUUGUUGGCGAGUCUACAGAGAAAGAAACAGGCAAGAAAGCAGAUUCUAACCCACUGACUGAGAUACUGAAGUGCCCAACUAAGGUGGUGUUACUGAGGAACAUGGUAGGUGCUGGAGAGGUGGAUGAAGAUCUGGAAGUUGAAACAAAGGAGGAGUGUGAGAAAUAUGGCAAGGUUGGGAAAUGUGUCAUCUUUGAGAUCCCUGGUGCCCCUGAUGAUGAAGCUGUGAGAAUAUUUUUAGAGUUUGAACGGGUUGAAUCUGCCAUCAAAGCUGUGGUGGAUCUAAAUGGCAGAUACUUCGGAGGCAGAGUGGUGAAGGCUUGUUUCUACAACCUGGACAAGUUCAGAGUGCUGGAUCUGGCAGAGCAAGUCUGAUUUUAACAGUCUAGCUGGAGGUGUCACUGGCCAUCAGGUUU